Messenger RNA from Nymphaea colorata (pocket water lily), 2296 nucleotides. Its product is annotated as 3-ketoacyl-CoA synthase 11-like. Lineage: Eukaryota; Viridiplantae; Streptophyta; Magnoliopsida; Nymphaeales; Nymphaeaceae. The record is from RefSeq and is a predicted model, not a curated record. Gene Ontology annotation, molecular function: acyltransferase activity, transferring groups other than amino-acyl groups. The coding region runs from base 477 to 2012 and encodes 511 amino acids. The transcript is spliced from 2 exons. Gene Ontology annotation, biological process: fatty acid biosynthetic process. Gene Ontology annotation, cellular component: membrane.
GGAGGAAGAGAGAGAGAGAGAGAGAGAACCGGCCGUCGACUGUUCGGGCCUGUCCCCACAUCUAGCGCAGCCCGCCUGGCGAUUUCCUUUCCCUCUUUCUCUCUCUCUCUCUCUCUCUCUAAAAUGGAGCGCAACGCAGAGCCUUCCCUUCCCUCACUUCUCUCCUCACCCUCCAUUGUUUCCUUUUUCUUAUAAAUACAUAAGAAAUGGAAGAACACCAACCAAGACCAGUCCUGCUUUGACGCCCACCUCCUCAUCUCCUCCUCCUCUUUCCUCUAUCCCCUCCUUUUUCCUUCUCUUUCCCCCUGCCGGAGACUACUGACCGUUUUCCCCGGCCAUAUUUCCGGCCAACGGGAUCUGCGUCUCGCUUUGCCUUCUCCUAUUGUUGUUAAAAGUAAUUCACAACAAAGGAGAAAGGCUCCCCUGUCGUUCCUGCUACUCUGCAGGAAUCCCGUUGGAGCGGUGACCAGAUCCCAAUGGCAGAAGCUAAGCCCUCCCCACAGCCUGAAAGGCUCCCUUCCUCCCGGAAGCUGCCGGAUUUCCUUCAAUCCGUGAAGCUCAAAUACGUAAAACUCGGCUACCACUACCUCAUCUCCCAUGGAAUGUACAUCUUGCUCUUCCCUCUGAUCGCCAUCAUUGCCGCCCAGCUGUCGACGUUCUCCCUACAUGACCUCCAUGUCCUCUGGAACCAUCUCCGCUACAACCUCAUCUCCGUCAUCCUCUGCUCCACCCUCCUUGUCUUCCUUUCCACUCUGUACUUUCUGACUCGUCCCCGAUCCGUCUACCUGGUUGAUUUCUCUUGCUACAAGCCGGAUGAAGCUCGGAAGUGCACCCGCAAACGGUUCAUGGAUUGUUCCCGGCAAAUUGGCACCUUCACCGACCAGAGCCUCGAGUUCCAGCAGCGAAUCCUCGAAAGAUCAGGCCUUGGUGAGACCACUUACCUUCCAGAAGCCGUUCUUAACAUACCACCCAACCCGUCAAUGGCGGAAGCAAGAAAGGAAGCAGAGACCGUCAUGUUCGGCGCUCUGGACAAGCUGUUCGAGAAAACUAAGAUCAAGCCCAAGGAUGUUGGCAUCCUAAUCGUGAACUGCAGCCUCUUCAACCCCACCCCUUCGCUCUCCGCCAUGAUUGUCAAUCACUACAAGCUUCGUGGUAAUAUCAUCAGCUAUAAUCUUGGAGGAAUGGGGUGCAGCGCCGGCUUGAUCUCCAUUGAUCUCGCAAAGGAUCUCCUUCAAGUACAUCCCAACUCCUACGCUCUGAUUGUGAGCAUGGAGAACAUCACUCUGAAUUGGUAUUUCGGCAACAACAGAUCAAUGCUGGUCUCGAACUGCCUCUUCCGAAUGGGAGGCGCGGCGAUUCUUCUCUCCAACAAAGGCUCCGACCGGUGGCGGUCCAAGUACCGCUUGGUCCACACGGUUAGAACUCACAAGGGCGCAGACGACAAGUGCUUCGGGUGCGUGACCCAGGAAGAAGAUGAAAACGGCAAGAUUGGCGUCUCCUUGUCAAAGGAUCUAAUGGCUGUUGCAGGUGAUGCAUUGAAGACGAACAUUACCACACUUGGUCCUCUGGUGCUGCCCAUGUCUGAACAGUUGCUCUUCUUUGCCACAUUGGUGGGGAGGAAGCUACUGAAGAUGAAAGUUAAGCCCUACAUUCCAGAUUUCAAGUUGGCAUUCGAGCAUUUCUGCAUUCACGCUGGCGGUAGAGCUGUUCUUGAUGAAUUAGAGAAGAAUUUGAACUUGUCGGAAUGGCAUAUGGAGCCAUCCAGGAUGACAUUGAACAGGUUCGGAAACACUUCCAGCAGCUCCUUGUGGUACGAAUUAGCUUAUACAGAGGCAAAGGGGAGGAUGAAGAGGGGCGACAGGAUGUGGCAGAUUGCAUUUGGUUCGGGGUUCAAAUGCAACAGUGCUGUAUGGAAGGCUUUGAGGACCAUAAACCCGGCGAAGGAGAAGAAUCCAUGGAUGGAUGAGAUCGACCAAUUUCCGGUGGUGGUACCAAAAGUUGCGGCCCUCUGAAAUGGUGGCUUCCAACCUGAUUCGGUUGGUGUUGUGCCCUGUAACUCUUUGAUUUAGAUGUGUUUGUUUUAGUGUUAAAUCGGUGGCUGAACGAUGAUCUUAUGGAGGAAAAAUUACCAGGGGAUGCGAAUUUUUACUUCUGAAAAUUCGUUAGGAGAUUAAUGCGUUGGAAAGGGAAUCCAGAGGAUUUCUUUGAACUAUUGGAACUCGAAGCUAUUGAAUAUUCUGUAAGGCGACUUGAUCUUACUUUUCAAUGGAGGUCUCGUGCCAAUUGUUUUGGUUCA